Molecule: messenger RNA, 2150 nt
Organism: Xyrauchen texanus (razorback sucker)
Lineage: Eukaryota; Metazoa; Chordata; Actinopteri; Cypriniformes; Catostomidae
Gene: ccn2a
Product: cellular communication network factor 2a
Exons: 5
Coding region: 251-1270 (339 amino acids)
Biological process (GO): cell adhesion; signal transduction
Cellular component (GO): extracellular matrix; extracellular region
Molecular function (GO): integrin binding; heparin binding
Source: RefSeq, a predicted model, not a curated record
AAUCAGAACACUCUAUGAGUCCUCCUGAGAGAAGCAACAGUCACUCAACCUAAACUCUUUACCGAAGCUAAACUCUAGCUUUCCUUCAACGCUUUUAGGAGGAACUGGAUUCACAGGUCAACGAGAUCAGCUCGAUCAUAUUUGAAGAGAAAACUGCACUUCUGCAUAAACCAAGCAAGACGUUGGAGAUUCCCAAAACCAGCCAUUUCUUUUUUGAUAUUGUAAGAAGAACACAGACGAAGAAGUCACAAUGUUUUCUGGAAUGAACCUGAUUUAUCUGAUGUGCCUAUCUUUACUAAGCUGGGCUGUUGCUCAGGAGUGCAGUGGACAGUGCCAGUGCCCUGAUGUGUCUCCUCAGUGCCCACCUGGUGUGAGCCUGGUGCCAGAUUCCUGUGGAUGCUGCAGGGUGUGUGCCAAGCAGCUGGGUGAGCUCUGCACUGAGCGGGAUGUUUGUGACCCUCACAAAGGCCUUUACUGUGAUUAUGGCUCCCCAAGCAACCAUCGUAUAGGAGUCUGCACAGCCAGAGAAGGUGCCACUUGUGUGUUUGGUGGGAAGGUGUAUCGCAGUGGAGAGUCCUUUCAGAGCAGCUGUAAAUACCAGUGCACAUGUCUGGAUGGUGCCAUGGGUUGUGUGCCCUUCUGUGGAAUGGACAUCAGGUUGCCCAGCCCUGAAUGCCCAAUGCCCCGCCGGGUGAAGUUGCCAGGAAAGUGCUGCGAGGAGUGGGUGUGUGACCCCCCUCACCAGAACACCUUUCUUCCGGCUUACAGAGAGGAGGAGACAUACGGGCCUGAUCUCUCCAUGAUGAGAGAGAACUGCCUGGUUCAGACCACUGAAUGGAGCGCAUGCUCAAAAACAUGUGGCUUGGGAAUCUCCACCCGUGUCACUAAUGACAACCGCGACUGCCGUCUGGAGAAGCAGUCCCGCCUCUGCAUGGUCCGCCCCUGUGAAUCGCACUUGGAGGAGAGAAUCAGGAAAGGGAAAAAGUGUAUCCGCACACCCCGUGUCUCCAAGCCAAUGAAGUUUGAGAUUUCUGGCUGCACCACUACCAAGUCUUACAGUCCUAAGUUUUGUGGUGUGUGCACAGAUGGACGCUGCUGCACACCCCACAGAACCACCACCUUGCCCAUGGAGUUCAAGUGUCCCAAUGGCCAAGUCAUGAAGAAGCAGAUGAUGUUCAUCAAGACCUGCUCAUGCCACUACAACUGCCCGGGGGAAAAUGAUAUCUUUGAGUCCAUGUACUACAAGAAGAUGGUUGGUGACAUGGCAUAAGAGUAGAGAGACUGAUAAUGUGGAGCUGAAAAAUAUCCAUCCAGUGACUGUCCACUUGAAUCGAACAGAUAUCCAUCUCAUAUCUCAGCACAAAGUAUUUUUGUUUGUCUUUCUAUAGUUAUCUAUUUUGUCUUUUGUUUGUUUGUUUGUUUGUUUGUUUGUUUGUAUCUUGUACAUGGACAUGGACAUGGAUUUACAGUACAUGUGUAUAUUAAUUUUGUCAUGUGGAUGUCUUAGGCUACCUUGCCUUAAAGUGCAUAGAGGUUAAGGCUAGGGGGUGGGGACUGUAAAAUAACCGGGCUCUGUUCGGACGCCCCCAAAAAGCAAUAAUGCACUAUAGUCCGACUCUGUGAUGCCCAAUUUUGCUGAUUUGCAGAUGACAGCAAGCCUCACCCCUAAACUGUGGUGGGCAGAUUCAGACUCUGAGAGCAUAAAUGGAAAGAAGUUUGACAGACGGCAGCUUUGAGAGAAGGAGAAAGACACAGAUAGUAACAUGUGUUUAGUUCAUUUUUGUCAGUGUUCCUAUGAACUCAGAGUUUGAGCUGAACUAAUGACAUGAAGUUUGGCUAAGAACUAUGAAGGUUAAAAUAGCACUGAGUGUUUGACUUUGACUAUCUGGCUCCUCCUGUUAGGAGAGUGUCAGUACCCCUGUCAAAAAGACUGGAUGAAAUGUAGCUUCAUUCUUUUUAAUUACAGUAACUAUUUUUUUGAAAGCUGUAAAUAUUGUACAUAUUUUGUACAGCUUAAGUUAAUUUAAAUUCAAAGCAAUUGUCUUCUUUUCUUGCUUCACUAUGUUUAAUGAUAGCUUAAUGUGCUGACUUGACUGUUCUUGUUACGGUUUGUCCAUUUAUUUUAUUGAGAAAUGUGACCAAAACGUUAC